AUGAAUUCAAAAUAUCCAAAGUUUCAUAAGUAUGUUACAAAAGGUUAUCUACUAUUAAUAGGUUGUUUAGGAGUGAUUUUACCAAUUUGUUACGGGAUUAAUAAACAACCAAAUUUAACAGAAAUAUUAAUAAUAAUUGCAUAUGUUAUACUCUCAUAUGUAAUAUAUUGGUUAAUUGUAAGAUUAAAUUGUUAUGGAAUCCCAAUACAAAAAAGAAAUAAUCUUGGUGGGUCAAUUUAUUCACAACACGGUCAAAACAAUUCUUCAUCAACAUUAUCCAAUAACAACAACACAAUAAUAUAUCAAACAUUUGCUAAUUAUAGAUUAAAUGGCUUAACGUUGGAAGGUGCUGGGUUGCCUCCACCUUAUAUGCCAAAAAUUGAGGAAGACAACGAGGAAGAGGAAGGGAACGAAGGGGAGAACGAGAAAAAUGAAGAAUUACAAUUAGUGUUAGUGGUAAUAGAACAAGAAGCAUCACCAUCAUCAUCAUUACAAAAUUGA
Messenger RNA from Entrophospora candida, 501 nucleotides. The record is from the annotation of a GenBank genome assembly. Lineage: Eukaryota; Fungi; Glomeromycota; Glomeromycetes; Entrophosporales; Entrophosporaceae.